Molecule: messenger RNA, 1497 nt
Organism: Pseudoliparis swirei
Lineage: Eukaryota; Metazoa; Chordata; Actinopteri; Perciformes; Liparidae
Product: 5-hydroxytryptamine receptor 7
Exons: 2
Coding region: 1-1497 (498 amino acids)
Biological process (GO): adenylate cyclase-activating adrenergic receptor signaling pathway; smooth muscle contraction; vasoconstriction
Cellular component (GO): membrane
Molecular function (GO): G protein-coupled serotonin receptor activity
Source: RefSeq, a predicted model, not a curated record
AUGGUUGUUGCGGGGUCGAAUAACGGAACCGUCGAUAGUGGCAACAUGAGAUCCUCAAUCAUGUUAGAGGAUAGAGUCGGCGGUGGAGAUCCUGGGGACUCCACCAUCAUGAUGAUCUCGGAGGCUCUUGCGCCCCGGCUGCUGAAGAUUGCGCACAGCGCCGCGGAAGCAGCAGCUGCAGUGGCGGCGGCGGCGGCAACGACGUCUCCGACCACCACCAGUCAGCCGCAGGUCAUGGAGACGAACGGGACCCAGUGCGGAGAGCAGAUCCUCAGCUUCGGCUGGGCUGAGAAAGUCCUGAUCGGCGGGAUCCUCACCAUGCUCACACUCUCCACCAUUUGUGGGAACUUGCUGGUGGUCAUCUCCGUGUGCUUCGUCAAAAAGCUGCGCCAGCCGUCCAACUAUCUGAUCGUGUCGCUUGCAGUGGCGGACCUGUCGGUGGCCCUGGCCGUGAUGCCGUUCGUCAGCAUCACGGAUCUGAUUGGUGGUCAGUGGAUUUUUGGACAGUUCUUCUGUAACGUUUUCAUCGCCAUGGAUGUGAUGUGCUGCACCGCGUCCAUCAUGAGUCUGUGCGUAAUCAGCAUCGAUAGGUAUCUGGGUAUCACGAAACCUCUGACGUAUCCCGUCCGGCAAAAUGGCUGCUGCAUGGCCAAGAUGGUGCUGUCCGUGUGGCUCCUCUCCGCCUCCAUCACCCUGCCUCCGCUGUUCGGCUGGGCGCAGAACGUCAACGACGGCAGAGUCUGCCUCAUCAGCCAGGACUUCGGCUACACCGUCUACUCCACGGCGGUGGCGUUCUACAUCCCCAUGUCGGUGAUGUUGAUCAUGUACAACCGCAUCUACCACACCGCCAAACUUAGCGCCGCCAAGCACAAUAUCACCUGCUUCCCCAGGGAGGGGGAAAGGGGCACGGGGGCGGGGGCGGCCCCUCGGGGGGCGAGAAGAGCCCAAGACGCUCAACGGCCGGCGCUAUCGGGAGAAACUGGAAGCGUCGACUCCACGGAGGGUGAGCGGGACGCCGAGGAAGAGGAGGAGAGCUUGGACUGCGUGGCGGCGGCGUUGAAGCUCCAGCGCGAGGUGGAGGAGGAGUGCGGCACUCGCGUCUUUCGCCUCCUCAAGACCGGCGAACACCAACCACGGCGGAAGAGGAGAAACCAGUCCAUCUUCAAGCGGGAGCAGAAGGCCGCCGCCACUCUGGGCAUCGUGGUCGGUGCCUUCACCUUCUGCUGGCUGCCGUUCUUCUUGGUGUCCACCGCCAGGCCCUUCGUCUGCGGCGUGGAGUGCAGCUGCGUGCCGCUCUGGCUGGAGAGAACUCUGCUGUGGCUGGGAUACGCCAACUCCCUCAUUAAUCCCUUCAUUUAUGCAUUUUUCAACCGUGAUCUGAGGACCACCUACAGUAACCUCCUGCGGUGCCGCUACCGGAACAUCAAUCGGAAGCUGUCGGCGGCGGGCAUGCACGAGGCUCUGAAACUGGUGGCGAAGCGAGACUCUGAUGAGUAG